Molecule: messenger RNA, 348 nt
Organism: Symbiodinium sp. CCMP2592
Lineage: Eukaryota; Dinophyceae; Suessiales; Symbiodiniaceae
Source: the annotation of a GenBank genome assembly
AUGGCUUCUGAUGGUUAUCCGUCGGCUGGGCCUGGGGACCGUCCGGUUCGAGCGGCCUGGGACCGUGACGGCGCGGUUCUCCUGCCGUCUGCUCCGGAACUGCAAGACCUGGAAGAUUUAACCGACCAGCAACUCCUUGACCUCUUGCGUCGCUGCUCGGUCGGCUUCCUGGCCCGACUGGUCCGUCUUUGUGGGAGCAUCCUGCGCCCGCCCCGGGUCGUGAUCUACUGCCAACUGCCAUGCGUCAACCCGGAAUGUCCACAAACGUGUGGCCGUCAGGUGGAUCCGACCCGCAGACGCCAGCAUCAGAACCACGCGUGCCGCAUAUGCCACCGCUUCGGAUGGUAG